Molecule: messenger RNA, 957 nt
Organism: Paramecium pentaurelia
Lineage: Eukaryota; Ciliophora; Oligohymenophorea; Peniculida; Parameciidae
Source: the annotation of a GenBank genome assembly
AAUGGGUACUUGUUAGUUAAAAAAUUGCAGAUGCGUGUGUUAAUAAAAUAGAUUAGCAUGUCAAUGUGGAAGUUAAAAUACUAUUUUACUAGAAGAAUAAGCAAGAGAGAUUCGUAGAAGAAUAAGUUAAGAUUAGAUGGUAAAACAGUUUAAACUAUAUAGAAAAGAUCAAAUAGAUUUUCUAAUAAUAAAAGUAAAACUGGAUCUCCUGCUCAAUCUAAUUCAAGUGAUUCAUAAAAUAAAACUAAAUUUUCAACUAAUCUAAAAGCAUCAAAUAGAUCUCCUAAUUCAACUGAAAGGUAUUUGAUGUCUGAUUAAUGCAAUAUUCCUACAGAAAGUAGUCAAUAAAAGAAAAUAAGAAAACCUAAAAUUAGAAAUUUAAAAUUUAAUCGAAGCUUAACCUACUUUAGUUAAGAAGUCCUUGUAUUCAACUUUUAAGAAGUUAUUGAUUAAACAUAAAGUUAAAAAGAAAUUAAAAUAGAUUCUCCUCAAUUUUAAACUCUUAAGAAUACUUUAGAAAAUAAAUAAACUUUAGAUUAAAUUUAAUCCUUUAAAGAUCCAACAAUAACUAUGAAAACACCAACAACUACUGGAGCAGAAUUAUCUAAUAUUGCAACAUAAUCUGCUCCAUUUUUCAUUCAAUAACCAUCCAUUUCUAGAGAAAGUUCUCCAUCUAAAUAAUCACAUCCAAUCACUUAAGUAAGUAUGGAACCUCAUCUGAACAAAUAAUCAUUAUCUGUAAUAACAGAUUAACAGUAAUUAAAAAAUAGAUCACAUACAGCUGAUUUGUCAGAUGAUCAAAAGAGUGUCACUCCAAGAAGUGUAUUAAAAUAAUAACAAAAAAACAAUGAUUCAUUUCGAACCUAAUAAUAAGAAAAACGUAAAGUUAGAUUUGAUCUACCUAAUUCACAUUAUAUCAAGGAAAGAAUAAAAUAAUAACAGAGAUUCUUCAAUUGA